CGAAUUCUACGACUGGAGCCAGGCCAAGAAGACGAUCCCAUCCAAUGUUCACUUAUACACGUUGAUCUCGACACAUCUCCGGUUUUCGAAGCUGUAUCGUACGUGUGGGGAGAUGCAACCGACAAACUACGUAUUACCUGCAACGAUAGACGCAUCAAAAUCACUCGAAAUCUCUUCCACGCACUGACAAUGUUCCGGUACCCCGACCGUACGAGGGAUCUGUGGGCUGAUGCUCUCUGUAUCAAUCAGUUCAACCUCAAAGAAAGGAGCUCGCAGGUACAGCUCAUGUCGCGUAUCUACUCAGGUGCAAAGGCUGUGCUGGUAUGGCUUGGACACGAGCAA
Dothidotthia symphoricarpi CBS 119687 is the source of this 342-nucleotide messenger RNA. Its product is annotated as HET-domain-containing protein. The annotation marks the transcript as partial. Lineage: Eukaryota; Fungi; Ascomycota; Dothideomycetes; Pleosporales; Dothidotthiaceae. The record is from RefSeq and is a predicted model, not a curated record. The transcript has a single exon.